This is a messenger RNA of Haplochromis burtoni (Burton's mouthbrooder), 5172 nucleotides long. It is a transcript of the gene wt1b, whose product is annotated as WT1 transcription factor b. NCBI's taxonomy places the organism in Eukaryota, Metazoa, Chordata, Actinopteri, Cichliformes, Cichlidae. The transcript is spliced from 9 exons. The record is from RefSeq and is a predicted model, not a curated record. Gene Ontology annotation, molecular function: DNA-binding transcription factor activity, RNA polymerase II-specific; RNA polymerase II cis-regulatory region sequence-specific DNA binding. Bases 406 to 1686 code for a protein of 426 amino acids. Gene Ontology annotation, cellular component: nucleus. Gene Ontology annotation, biological process: regulation of transcription by RNA polymerase II.
CUUCUUCACUGAGUUAUUCAGUAUUUGAGCCUUCAAGAGAAUAAGGAAAGCCAGACAUUAUAGAGACAGAGGGACAAGGAACUGUUUAUCUCACAGGCUCCCACUUCAAAUCCACAGCAGGUACCCAGGGAGCCUGAAAUUUGGCAUCCAGAUUUUGUUCAACAGUCAGUUAUUUUCAUUAUUCAAUUUCUCACAAAAGAUUGGAAACAUGGCUCCUCUAGCGCAUUGUGACCACUGAUGUCUGUUUCUGCAGAAGUAUUUCCUCCAUGCUUCUUGUUUCUUCAGAUAUUGUUUUUGUUAUGCGCUUAAGAGUUCAUUAAUGUUACUGUGAUUUCUUAGUUGUACCUUCUUUUGGAAUACGAUCACUACUUUUUUGGACUGGAUUUUCUUGAAUCUCCUUCGCUAAUGUUGACCGAACCGUGUGGAACCAUGUCACUGGGCUCAGAUGUUCGCGAUCUGACCCUUUUACAACCUGCACCUCCUGUGCCAUCCUUACCAGGAGCUGGUGGCGGCUGUGGGAUGUCUGUUGGUGGGGGCCCGUGGACCCAGAUGCUGGACCUCCACCCUGGCUCUCCAUACAGCUCCCUGCCCUCCCACCAUUCCCUCAUCAAGCAGGAGCCUGGCUGGGGCACCGCUGAUCCGAUAGAGGACCCUCACUGUGGACUUGGGGCCUUCACAGUGCAUUUCACUGGCCAAUUUACAGGCUCGGGCCCCUGUCGGACCGGGGCCUUUGGAGAACCACCUUCAAACCAGCCAAGAAUGUUUCCCAAUGGAACCUACCUGCCCAGCUGUGUGGACAGCCCUCCUACACCUCGGAAUCAGGGUUACGGAGCAGUCGGUUUAGACAGCAAUCCCAGUUACGGUCACACGCCGUCUCACCACACUCCUCAGCUCUCCAGCCUGUCAUUCAAACACGAGGAGACACUGUCACCGCCAAACAGCAUAGUUGACCAGCAAUUUCCAGCGCCUAAUCCUAUGUUCAGCUGCCAUAAUCCUUCAGACUCUUGUCCGAGCAGCCAAGCGCUGCUGCUGCGAAAUUACAACAGUGAUAACCUGUACCAAAUGGCAUCUCAGCUGGAGUGUGUAACAUGGAACCAAAUGAACUCCUUGGCAUCAUCUAUGAAGAGCGGCCAUCCAACCAGCUAUGACAGUGACCCCAUAGCCCCACCUCCACCCAUGCUUGUCAGCACCCAGUACCACAUACACACCCACGGUGUCUUCAGAGGACUUCAGGAUGUCAGACGGGUAUCUGGUAUCACUUCCCCUGCUGCGAAGACUUCAGAGGCCAGUGAGAAGAGACCGUUUGUGUGCGCUUAUCCCGGCUGCAGCAAGAGAUACUUCAAACUGUCCCAUCUGCAGAUGCAUGGCCGCAAACACACAGGAGAGAAACCAUACCAGUGUGAUUUCACAGACUGUGGACGCAGAUUCUCUCGCUCGGACCAGUUAAAGAGACACCAGCGCAGACACACAGGAGUGAAGCCCUUUCAGUGUGAGACGUGUCAGAGAAAGUUUUCACGGUCAGAUCAUCUUAAGACACACACUCGGACUCAUACAGGUAAAACAAGUGAGAAGCCCUUUACAUGCCGCUGGUCCAACUGUCAGAAGAAGUUUGCCCGCUCUGACGAGCUGGUGCGCCACCACAGCAUGCACCAGAGGAACCUGACCAAGCUGCAGCCUGCCAUCUGAGCAGCAAGAGGAGGAGGAGGAGGACAAAGAGGAAUGUGACAGUAUGUUGUGCCAGCUAGUAGAAAAAGAUGCCUGGAUCCUGGUCAGCGGUUAUGGUGCUUUGCCAGACUUACCGAAGUGGCGAGCGCAGCUGAUGCCUGCGUCAACGUCAAGACUCACAGAUGAUCCCCAAGGUCGUCAAGAUGCACUUCAACCACUACUAGCAAUAAAAGUGCCAUUUUGAGAGGGUAUAAUGCCACAGUAAUGCUGAGCCAAGAUUUUUGUUUUUAACUUCAUGAGAUGAGGAAAAUGUUGACAUACUAUUUUGAAUAUUUUACAACACAUGCACUGGCUUAUUCUUUUGUUUUUAAAAUGGUCUCACCUCUUCAAUAUGUUGGACAUUGUAAACUGGAUUUAGAGCAAUAAGAACAACUCCUCAGUGUUUGUCUGUUAAGUUGAACACAGAGAAUCUUCGGUUGUGGGAAUGUCGACAUCUUUAUCUUCCUAAAGUGUACAUUAGACUGCCCAGAUUGCUUUGUAUAUACUUCAUGUGGUGCAUUUGCUCACAAUAUAUGGUGCCUUUUAUAUUCUUGUGCAUUUAUAAAAUCUUGAGUCACAUCAGUGCACACUUGUGUUGGCGAGAGACAAAGGAGGUGUGGGUGUUGUCAGGUUAAGAGGCCACCUAUGAGACGAGGUGGGGGUGUGAGGUGGGUGACAGACAGUAAAACAGCACCCCUCUGUGACUCUGACAGGGUGCAGAUCUCACCCUCCUAAAUCUCAAGCACACAUCUUCAUAAAUAGGAACAUCUGGAGCCCAAUAAAUCUCAUUAGAAAAGACACAUACCUCAGUGUCAGCAGGCUGCUCUCCACUGACUGCCCCCUUCUACGCAGGCUGGGCCCCAAAAUGCACACAUGCACAUGCUUGAGUUCUUGCUGUACAUAAUAGCCUGCAGUUUAGAACAACACUUUACACCUUUUAUCCACAUGAUGGCAGUGUCAUCCUUUCUCGUCUUGCAAAUGGAACUUGUACUCAGAGUUCUCGACUGUGACUGAAUUCAUAUACUGUUUAUAUUUUACCACCUCAGCCUGAAGAUGUCCAAUUUAUUCUUGCAUGUUGAGUAUCAGUACAGACUAUAUUUCGGUCCGUGAAAUAUACAUGGUUUCAAUAGAAUGUGUGUUUUUCAGCUUAUCUGCAAAUCUAGAGGAAAGGCGAUGGGAUGAUUCAGCUUCAGAGGGUGUGUUAAUAAAAUAUGACUCAGUGUGGGCAGAAAGUGUUGUUGCAUGGCUCAUAGUAUGUUUUAACUGUUAUCAGUGUGCUCGCAUAUGGAAAGCACAGUGUACGUUUAAAGAAGACAUUUAUCCAACAGAAGCCCAAACAGGGUACAGUGUGUACCUGCUCUUUUCACGGCAGCCCUUUUACACUUGACAAAUUAACAAAGAUUAAAAUGCCUUUCUCCUACUUCAGGGUCACGGACGGCUCAUUUGAAGUGCAGAUUCAGGUUGUUUUCCAAUUCCCAUAAUGGCAGGGAGGUAGUAUCUCUGUGAUGUUUUUUUCUGCUUCUUAAUCCAGUGCACUUUGAUUAAGAAGGGCUCGUCUUUGUUCUUACUCAGCGGGGGUGUUGUGAAUUGCUGGAAGAUCAGACGGACAGAGUGAAAGACAGAGCUGAACAUUUUACUCACUUCAGUUCACUCUUUACUGGAUAUUGGCAAGGCUUUCCGGAGCAAGAGGUUCUGAUGCUUUAAAUGUCCUCAGUCUUUACUACCAACGACUAUCACACUCACUCAGAUCUGUGCCCUAUACACUGAUCUUCUGCAUUUCUUUGCGGGCAUGUGUAUUACCCAAACAACACAAUAAAUGUAUGCACUCAGUCCCAUCCUGCCAAAUGUUACCCCCAGUCUGAAUGCAUGAACACACACAUAGGCGUACACACACUCGCUCGCGCACACGCCACCAGAUGCCCCCUCAGCUGUACUGCUGGCAGUUUGCCUUUAAGGGGUGUCGGCAUGGGUAAUCUCAGGUGACGUACACCUGGUAAGGCACAGCCCAAGACAUCUGUAGGACAGCAGGCCUGCUAGCUUCACAGCCUCCACAACCACAUGCAAUGUCCCGAAAAGGUUUCUAUCAAAAGUAAAAGUUAUUUAAAUUCACUGUCACAAGGAAAGCAAAGGAAAAGGUGCAUCUUUUUCAUGAUUUAGUUGUAUGGAACAACAAGCUGUUUUUUGUAGUUGCUUUAAAAAGGAGUGGUCUUAUUUUUCACUAUGUCAUUCGGUGAAGUCCCAGGUGCUUCCAACAUCAGCAUACAUUUCCCGCUGUGUUUCUUUGGGCCAAAAGACGUUAUUUAACCUCCAGGAACUGGAAAGGUCAGUGCACAUGUAGCACACACAGGCUCUUAGGAGCCCCAAGGGAUUGUUAACAAGGUCAACCCUCCAGAGAGACAACUCAGAAGGGUUACAAGGAGGCCCGCAUGCAAAAACAAUGCUGUGCCAACAGGAGGCGCUGUCAGGUAAUGUUCACAUGUUAAGUGAAGCAUGCUGUUAGUUUUAUUCCCAGACAGCUUUCUCCCCCUCCCUUCAGGCUAGCUCUCUGGUGCAGAGCUGCUGCUUCACAGUCUGAGGGGGUCUAGGGGUUCUUGGGGGUAUUCCCUGUAGUAAAGCAGGGAGCCUGAGGGGCUCUGGUAUGUAGGAGCUUUGGGAAUGCAGAGGCCUUGGGGGGCCUGGAGCUCAGAUGGGGCCUACAGGGUAAACUUUCUCACUCAGGGAGCAGAGAUGGAGCAGAUACAGAAAGACAGCGAGGGGAAAACACCUUGAGAGAAGUCUGUUAGACAUGCAGGCAGCAGCCGGAAAGAUCCCAUGAGGGUACACAGACACGGGAACAAACACACACUUACGUAUACCCUAACCACAAACCAAUAUGUGGGACAGCAAGGAGAAGCAGAUAGCACGUUUUAUGUAUUCACGUUCUCAUCAGAAAUUUCAUCUUUUAUCUUCCCAUCAUUUCUCCCUCCUGCUGUCUCUUCUGUGCCACGGGAAGAUAUUAACCUCUAACAGGAUUAGAUGUGUCUCUAUCAUGUGAUCUAGAAGCUCACAAACCAACUCGUGCCCCCUGGGGGAACAGUGGGAUGGGAAAGACCUUGUCUCCCCUCUCCAUCCCAAAGGUAUCCAGAUGCUGGGACAUGGGGAGAGAAAUCCACAGAAAGAGAGAUGAAAAUGUCGACAAAUGGAGCGAGAGAGUCAUUUUGUCCAAAGAUAUCAAGUCUCACGGGGACAGCAUUGUCUACACCCUCACUGUGAUGAAUUUCAAAACAACUCAACUGCGGGCCACUUUGCCCGCCUUUUAAUUAAAACUUGAGAAGUUCCUCUCAGCGUAUAUCAUGUGAGAUAUGCUGCAGCUUGCCAGAAUGUGUGAGUGACUGAAGAAGCCAUUUGAAAUCUGUUUGAAACUGAUUUUGAGUCUUCCUGACCUCAGUCCAAAGGGCUCCCAUUUCUCCUGAGGCAGUUACAAUUAGU